AUGGCCCCAAAACGCCAACAAGCAACCUCCCCCUCCGCCGCCGCCAUCUCAACCCCCAGCACAACCACAACCGGCACAUCAACACCCACCACCACAAUCUCAUCUUCAACAACAACAGCAGCAGUUGCCCUGUCGCCCAAGGCAUCCGUCGCCGAAAUCACACAACACAUCCUAAACCGCUACUUUGCGCAGACGCCGCAGCGGACGUUCCUUCUUGAUGCGUUUAUGGUGUAUCUGGUGCUUGUGGGAGGGAUACAGUUUGUGUAUUGUGUCGUUGCUGGAAAUUACCCAUUCAACGCCUUCCUAGCAGGUUUCUCAGCCGCCGUCGGCCAGUUUGUGCUCACUGCUAGUUUGAGGAUGCAGACUACUUCCUCUUCUUCCGCCUCCACGAAUGUCUCGAUCUCGUCGAAAGGGAAAUUACAGACUACUUCUAGUACAGAGCAGGAGGGAACGCAGGAAGUUUCCCAUGAAAGGUUCGUCCCUUUUCCUUAUAAGCUGUAG
This is a messenger RNA of Talaromyces amestolkiae, 501 nucleotides long. RefSeq lists its product as uncharacterized. Bases 1 to 501 code for a protein of 166 amino acids. Gene Ontology annotation, cellular component: oligosaccharyltransferase complex; membrane. Lineage: Eukaryota; Fungi; Ascomycota; Eurotiomycetes; Eurotiales; Trichocomaceae. The transcript is spliced from 2 exons. Gene Ontology annotation, biological process: protein N-linked glycosylation. The record is from RefSeq and is a predicted model, not a curated record.